Molecule: messenger RNA, 2511 nt
Organism: Bacillus rossius redtenbacheri
Lineage: Eukaryota; Metazoa; Arthropoda; Insecta; Phasmatodea; Bacillidae
Exons: 3
Coding region: 1-2511 (836 amino acids)
Biological process (GO): DNA integration
Molecular function (GO): nucleic acid binding
Source: RefSeq, a predicted model, not a curated record
AUGCUUGAAUCGUGUUGGCAUCCAAGGAGCCGCUUUUGCGUGGACUUCCGGCCACUGAACGCUGUGACGGUCAGCGCCCCUCCCCCUCAAAUUAGCGUCGAGGCCGCCGUAGCCAGCCUAGGUAGGGCACGCGUGUUCAGCACCCUGGACCUGAAGUCCGGCUACUGGCAGGUGCCCAUACAACGCGGGGACCGGAAGAAGGCAGCUUUCAUGGUACCGGACGGGCGGAGGUUUCAAUUCCGGGCAAUGCCCUUUGGAUUGAAGUGUGCCCCCGCCACCUUCCAGUCAAUGAUGACCAGAGUCCUGGAGGGAUACAUUGGGAGAUUCACCCUGGCAUACUUAGACGAUGUCAUCGUCUAUUCGGAGAGUUGGGAGGACCACUGCCGGCACCUGGCGCUGGUCAUGGAAAGGUUGGCCACCAAUCACCUAACUGCCAACUCUGCCAAGUGUCACCUCGGGACGACCGAGGUCGAAUUCUUGGGCCACGUGGUGAAUGCCGAGGGCAACCGGCUCCAGAUCGGCCACCUACGACAGAUUGCCAUUGCGGAAGUUCCUCGCACCCGGAAGCAACUUCAACGCUUCGUCGGGCUCAUCAAUUGGCUGCGGAGUUAUAUCCCUAACUUCUCACAGACCAUCGUGCCCCUAACCGAAAUGCUGUCACCGCAAAUCUGCUACCGCUGGGGCGAACCGGCCCAAGCAGCCUUCAACGCUAUUCAGGAAGCCUUCACAAAGUGCCACACACUGGCCCACAUCGACCCGGACCGACCGCUCGUCUUGCAGACGGACGCGAGCGCUCUGGGUACCAGGGCAGUGUUAUACCAGGUGGACGGCGCGGGCGACCAGCAGGUGGUCGAUUACGCUAGCGCGAAGUUCGGGCAGAACCAGCUCCCCGACCUACUCUCCCGUGAUCCAGACGGCGGCCAGGAGGUGUUGGACGAUGAUGAAUGGGAUGACAUCCUGCCUCCCGCCCGCACCAGCUCGACUGGUGCCGCCGGACAUGCGUGCGCUCACUUCACGGUCAACGGAGAAGGGGCCGAAGCACCCCUGAAUACCGAGGCUGACAUGGAGCGCCGUGUGCUCACUGCGAAGCACCAGUCCCCAGACGUGGACAGACCACGAGAGCGUGCCAGCGAUGACGGUCACCCAACCUGGCGGAUCCAGGACGGCAGAAGGCCUGUGAGACGGUGCUCGUGUUCUACUACGAUCAUGACCUUGCAGGACACCCGGGUACCGAUCAAACCAGCCGAGCAGUGGCCCGGGAUGAGCCGGGAUGUACGCGACUACGUCAGGGAGUGCGAGACCUGCCAGCGACGCAAGGCCCACAGGGGGGACGGCGUGCAACAACAGCAGCCCCGGCUGCAGACGACCCCGUUCCAGACAAUCGCCUUAGAUGUGAUGGGGCCCUACUUACGUUCACCGCGGGGUAAACGGUUCCUCGUGGUAGCCACGGACAUGUUCACCCGCUGGACCAAGGCCUACCCCUGCGGCAACGUGAGGGCCACCACUAACAUUGAAGUCAUGACCCGCGAAUUCAUGGCCAGGUUCGGCUACCAGGAGUCCAUUUUGACUGACAACGACAGCCAGUUUCUGGGGGCCCGAUGGAAGGACUGGUGCCAGGAGGCCCACAUGGAACACCACACCACACCUGCUUACCACCCACGGUCAAACCCCACCAAGCGCCACAACCAGGAGUUGAAGGUCGAACUGCGCCUGCGGCUGGGCGAUGACCAUACUCAGUGUGAUCUCCACGUCGCCGAUGCCCUAUUCUGUGUCCGCCGAAGAGUAAAUGCGGCCACCGGGAGGACCCUGGCCGAGAUGGUCCAGGGCCGCAACCUUCCGCUGCCAGGGAAGCUGGCCGUCCAUGGAGUGCCGCACCAGGCAGAAUGCAGAGGAGAUAGCGACCAGCGACGCUCGGACGACACGAGGCGGCACGCAUGCGAAAGGCUCACUACACCCAAGUCAUCACCCCCCGGACGACGAGGCCCCCAGACCCCUUCCGGGCCGGUGACCAAGUGUAUGCACGAGUUCACCCCCUGUCGGCGGCCCCGCGUAACUACUGCGCCGGACUCGCGCCGGACUCGCGCCACGGCGGGGGGGGGGGGGGGGGGGCCUUACCCAGUGCAACGGCACCUGGGGGCGACGACCUACAUGGUGAAUGUAGGAGGCUGCCGCACCCAGAAGAUCCACCGAGAUGACCUGCGGCUAGCAGCAGCGCCCGGGGACCCCCUGCCCGACGAACUCGAACACGACGACAUCGCGGGCAGCCCAGCCACUGAGCCCGACGUACUCAGUCCCGAGGUAACCCCCAGAGCCGCGGCGUCCAAUGAACCUAACCACACAGAUGCCGCUAGCCACCCGGCCGCUGAGCACGAUGCGCUCAGCCCCAACAUGCCACCGCCAUGUAGCGAGGGCUCCGGACGCGAGCACUCCUCGCCCCAAGCGGGCUCAACGGCCGAUGACGCUACACCACAAAGACAGAGGAGAAAUCGGCAAGGGCCACCCAGACUCUGA